Molecule: messenger RNA, 2098 nt
Organism: Colletotrichum navitas
Lineage: Eukaryota; Fungi; Ascomycota; Sordariomycetes; Glomerellales; Glomerellaceae
Product: fungal-specific transcription factor domain-containing protein
Exons: 6
Coding region: 118-2076 (652 amino acids)
Biological process (GO): DNA-templated transcription; positive regulation of transcription by RNA polymerase II
Molecular function (GO): DNA-binding transcription factor activity, RNA polymerase II-specific; sequence-specific DNA binding; zinc ion binding
Source: RefSeq, a predicted model, not a curated record
UCCACUCGCCUCGACAAUGCUAGGGUCGUCAGUUCCCCUCGAUUACAGAUCAGCACUAUAGCACACCCGUCGGAGAAGCCGUAACCAUUUGACGCAAGCACAAGUGCUCCUACGGCCAUGCCGCUCCCUCAGACACCAACAGCAGUCGACGCCGCUGCCGCCGCAGCAACAAGGCCCUGCGAGGCACAGGCCCGGACGUCGUGCCAGCGCUGCCACCGGCGCAAGAAGAAAUGUGACCGGGUCCUGCCCCAGUGCGGUAAUUGUCGCAUUGCACGGUUUCCGUGUAGUUUCCUCAACGACGAUCAGCAGGCGGCGGCGUACCCGAUUGCGUUUGUGCGAUCGUUGGAGGACAAGAUUCGAAAGUUGGAGGACGAGCUGGCGGCUGCGUUGAAAGACGCGCAGGCCGCGGCUCGUCGUGACACGAUGCUCGAGGACCAGAUGAUGGAGCCGUCGGGGUCGGUGUUUCCGAUACUGCAGGCCGCCGCAGAUCAAUCACCUUCCCAAGCCCGGCCAAUGACGGCCACGACGACGCUCGGUGAUGAGCUGCGAUUGCUCACGCUCGAGGCUGCGGCAGAACGACACCUGGGGUCUGCUUCGGGAUUGUCGUUUGCCAGGUUGACGCAGGCGGUGCUUAGGAGGCUCACGCCGGACCGCGCUGAUUUCGUCUUCCACAGGGAGCUCGAGGUCGAGUCCACGAAUCAAAUCCUGGGCGGAUCUCCGGCCGACCUGCUCGGGUCGACUUUGUACCACGGCUUUGACAGCUCGACUGCCUUUCAUCACCCCUUCUUUUCCGGUAUCACGUUAUCCGAUAUCACAGAUCCACAACCGUCCUUGGUGGACGUUGAGAUACCGCCGCAGAGUCACCUACAGCACCUUGUGGACUUUUAUUUUGCGCACUCCCACACGUUGUAUCCCAUUGUGCGGCGGAAUGAGUUUGAAGAAACGCUGGUCACGGUCCUGAGAAACCCUCAGGACCCGGCGGCGCAAUCGCCGCUGUGGAUGUUCAGGCUGUGGAUGAUACUAGCGAUAGGAUCAACCACAUACUGCUCGGUUGCCCUGUGUGAGGAGUCAGAAUCGAUGUUGUACUACAACAAGGCCCUUGGCUAUAUGGAGGAUGCUCUUGGAUACGGCGACAUGGUCGCGCUAGAGGUCAUCAUGCUCCAGGUAUCAUACUCUUUCUUCAACCAGCUCGGGCCAAAUACUUGGUUUCUCGUAGGUCUCGCAGCGAGGUUAUCGGUCGGCAUGGGCUUGCACACAUCGUCCUCAUACGACGCGCUUCCCGUUGAUGUUGCCGAGCAUCGAAAGCGUGUCUUUUAUUCAGUGUAUAUGAUGGAUCGGGUUGUAUCAACAGCACUCGGGCGACCUUUUGCCUUGCACGACGAUGACAUAGACGUCGAACCGUUUGCCGACGCUGACGACGAAGACAUCACUGCCACGGGCAUUCGCCAGCGUAACACCCUUCAACCCUCCACCAUGGCAGUCCCCCUACACCUCCUCCGCUUGCGCCAACUGUCUAGCAAGAUUGUGAAAUCUGUCUACUCCAACAAACGAAACGCGCAAAUGUCCAUCUCUGAGCGCGAGGCCAUCAUUCACUCCCUCCAUCGCGAACUUAUCGACUGGCGCCGUAGCAUGCCCUUCCCCUUACCCGACACGCAUCCGCAUGUGCCCCAUCUUAGCAGUCACUGGUACGACUUCAACUACUACAUGCAGGUCGCCUUGCUGUACCGCCCGUCCCCGCUUCUCCCAACACUCGACCAGGCCCGCGUUGAGACGCUGGGCGAUGCCGCGGGCAAAGCGAUUCGGGAAGCCACCACGAUGCACCGACAGCAGCGGCUUGCGUACAACUGGCUUAACCUGCUUGCGCUCUUCACAUCGACACUGUCGCUGACAUAUGCGACGACGGCAAGGCCGGAGAAUCUGGCGGUGGUGCUGAGGGAGAGCAAAGCGAUCGAGACGCUGCAGCUGGCGAUCGAGCUGUUUGAUACGUUGAGUGUGAAAUUCCCCGCCGCUAAGAAUAUCAAGAGGAUGGUCGAGGAAAUUGUGGCUCGUUACAGGGAGAUUGACUUGCAAGAAUGAUCACAGCAGAAAGAAAAAAAAG